Messenger RNA from Punica granatum (pomegranate), 1540 nucleotides. The record is from RefSeq and is a predicted model, not a curated record. Lineage: Eukaryota; Viridiplantae; Streptophyta; Magnoliopsida; Myrtales; Lythraceae.
CAAAAACAAGGAAAAAAAGCCCCAAAAAGGAACUCUCUCUCUCUCUCUCUCUCGUCUCUCUCUCUUUGUGUUAUUGCGGGUCUUUGCAUGAGAUAGCAAAGGCGGAGGCCAUGUCUCUCGGAAGGAAGUUCCUCUCCCGAAAAUUCUCCAAAUCCUUCAGGGAGCUCGGCCGGGCUCUCAGGGAGGAGGGGGCGGCGGGGGAGGAGGAGGACAGGGCCUCCUCCCUACCCGGGGGCGAUAUGGCCCGGGUCGAGUCCGCGGCUGCAUACGGACAGUCGUGGGGCACAAUGCUCCCGGAGCUGCUCGGGGAGAUCAUCCGGCGGGUAGAGGUUUCGGAGGACCGUUGGCCGCAGCGGCAAAAUGUCGUCGCCUGCGCCUGCGUCUGCAAGCGGUGGAGGGAAAUCACCAAGGAGAUCGUUAGGGCUCCCCUCAACAGUGACAAGAUCACUUUUCCCUCUUGCCUCAAGCAGCCCGGGCCACGUGACUUUUCACAUCAAUGUCUUAUUAAAAGGAACUCAAAGAAUUCGACCUUUUACCUUUAUCUCGCCCUGACUCCAUCAUUCACGGAUAAAGGGAAGUUUCUUUUAGCAGCUCGGAGAUAUAGACAUGGUGCCCACAUUGAGUAUAUUAUAUCUCAUGAUGCUGAUGAUCUAUCACAAGGAAGUAAUGCAUAUGUUGGGAAGUUGAGCUCGGACUUCCUGGGGACCAACUUCACAAUCUAUGACAGUCAACCACCCCAUAGUGGAGCAAGACCCUCAAGCAAUCGCGCUAGCCGCCGCUUUGCGAGCAAGCAGAUAAGCCCUCAGGUACCUGCUGGCAACUUUGAGGUCGGGCAUAUCACCUACAAGUUCAACCUCCUUAAAUCCCGAGGCCCAAGGAGGAUGGUCUGUUCCCUUAAGUGCUCUUCUUCCCCAAGAGGAGAAGCUUCCCCUGCCCUAGAGAAAGAAACUGACCAACAUUCUUAUUCCAAGACGAAGAAGCUGGGAUCAGGAUCGGCGUCCUCUGACCCUGGGACCACGAUAUUGAGGAACAAGGCCCCAAGGUGGCAUGAGCACUUGCAGUGCUGGUGCUUGAACUUUCAUGGUCGGGUUACGGUGGCUUCAGUCAAGAACUUCCAGCUGGUCGCCACGGUCGAUCAGAGUCAACCUGGAGGUAAAGGGGACGAGGAGACAGUCCUGCUUCAGUUUGGAAAGGUCAGUAAAGAUACCUUCACCAUGGAUUUCCGGCAGCCCUUGUCUGCAUUUCAGGCUUUCGCCAUCUGCCUCACCAGCUUCGGGACGAAAAUCGCCUGCGAAUAAUAUAUUUUCAUUUUCCAUCUUUUCUUUUUUCUUUCCCCCCCGUUUUUUGGUGUUAUAUUUAUAUCACCUGUCUAAGAAAAAGCUUUUAUGUGCCUUCUAAGCAGAUGUAUGUCCUGUUUGUAUUGUUGACCUGUGAACUUCACUACACACUGGGACAUGAUAUAUAGUUUCUUUCCUGUACAUGCCGUGUAUUAAGUGAUUCGAUUGUCUCUAAAUUUUAGUGAAUUAUUAGUUUAAGUUUA